AUGAAUAGACAAUGCUAGCAUGUCUGGGUAUAGUGCUUUUCAUAUUCAGAAAUUGCAGCCUGGCGACCCGGGUAUGUCAUAAGUCGAGCACAAAGGGUAAAGACAAACAAGGAAAGGGAAGAAAUGAAGAUGAGGAAGAUCAAAAGGAUAUAUCUCUGGCAUUUCAGCUGCUUCCACAAGACAUAAGCAAAGAACUGUUGGAAAUGGAUAUUGAUGAAAUGCAAAGAAAAAUUAUUGAGAUUUUCAAGUUAAAUAACUGCACCAUUGAUCUGCGGGAAGCUGCACUUGCAGAUUACUACACAAGUGCUGUGUGGUGGGCUAAAGAGCAAGGGUUUAAUGAGCAGCAGAUGUCAGGAUUUUUCACAGCUGUUCACACUCUUCUUGAAAAUAUUAAAGAAAAACACAUGACCCUAGUGGAUAACAUGAAAAGCCUAAAACAGAUGUUGGUGGGUAUUGGAACAGAAAUUUCAACAGACUUUACUAAAGGUGGACUGGACUUUCUGGAUCUGGUACAGGCACAAGCGAUCAUUAAGUACAUUACUAACAGUUUAUUUCAACACUACAGACUCUAUGAAUACAUGUUUAGUAAUACACAGGCUGAAGAAAUUAUAGGACAUGAGAUUCAGAUCGCAGUUCCUAAAGCAGCAAACCUUCCCUUCCCACCCCCACUUGAUGAGGGCAUUGAAGAGGAGGUAAUCAACCUGUACCUCAAAGAAGCACUACCAGCACCAGCUUCCACAUCUGAUGAGACUUCAAAACCUGAGAAAACCCAGUUGACAGCACAAGAUGUGCAAGAAGUGGUUGAAAGUGUGGCAGCUGAGAUGCUUGGUAAUCUACAGCAUGAAGUAGCAGUGAAGCUACAAGAAAAGGAGAAUGCCAUCAUAACAAAAAUUAACAAAGUUCUUAAAGUUGCAUAAUGAAUGGACUGUAUCACUUGGAAGAUUACUCUAUAACCUGUACUUACUGUGAGGAGAAUUUUAAGGACUGCAAUUAAAAAUUAUGCUCAGUAUACUUUUCUUACCUUUUAAAAUGAUUUUAAAAAACCUGUUAAAAAUAUAACCUGAGACUAUUUCAAAUAAUAAAUUAUAUUAAAUUUAAA
This is a messenger RNA of Pomacea canaliculata, 1099 nucleotides long. Its product is annotated as ciliary-associated calcium-binding coiled-coil protein 1-like. Lineage: Eukaryota; Metazoa; Mollusca; Gastropoda; Architaenioglossa; Ampullariidae. The transcript is spliced from 10 exons. Bases 12 to 917 code for a protein of 301 amino acids. The record is from RefSeq and is a predicted model, not a curated record.